This is a messenger RNA of Paramecium primaurelia, 836 nucleotides long. The record is from the annotation of a GenBank genome assembly. Lineage: Eukaryota; Ciliophora; Oligohymenophorea; Peniculida; Parameciidae.
AUGGCUUUAAAAAAUAUUAUUGAUUUGACUGAUGGAGUUAUUUUAAGAUACAUAUGCACUUCUAAUGACUCUAGAAUAGAUAUAAAUAUAUUUAUUGGUAUUGUUUGCAGACUUACAAUUUUUACUAUUUUGAUAAUAUUCAAGGAUAUAAAAUAAUAUUCUAUUGGUGAACUUAUUGUUUGGUUUAUAGUGUGGCUAGUUUAACAUAUAUAUAUAUUGUGUAUUGAGAAAAAUUAUAUUAUACUAGGUGAAUCUAAAGUUCUUAGAAGAGAAAUAGAAUAUAAAAUUAUGGAUUCUUUACAAUUAUUAAUAGGAAUAAUAUUUUUAUCAUUGAACUUAAAUUCAUAUAUAGAAAUAUUAAUCUUAGUUUUAUUUUCAAUAUAUUUUUUAUUGAAUUUCUAUAUAAUAAUCUUUAAAAUAAAAAUAAAAGAAGGUUAUACAGAGAAUUUUUAAAAGUAAGGUGGUGUUUAUUAAUUUUAUAUUGGAUUUUUAUUUGGGGCUGUAUGUAUUACUUUUAUAUUAUAUCAUUUGGAGGGUAAUAUUUAAAAUAUUAAAAUACUUUGAGUGAUAUUUUGAUUAUAACAAUGAUUGGUUAAUUUAUAUUAGUAGUAUUUUCAUUUAUAAUAUUUUGUCGUCAUAAAUCGAAAUUCUUGUGGAGCAAUGAUUUGGCAAAAGGCAUAUUAGGAAUUUUCUAUGGAAUUAAAGUAGGAAUUUUCAGUAUCUUUUAUGGAUUUAUUGUUGGCUGUCUUUUAAUCAUAUGGUACAUUUGGGAAUUUUGUUUAAAAAAAUAUUACAUAGUCAAAAAAAAGAAAAGGUAGGAAACAGAAGAAAUAUGA